This is a messenger RNA of Ilyonectria robusta, 1860 nucleotides long. RefSeq lists its product as uncharacterized. The record is from RefSeq and is a predicted model, not a curated record. The coding region runs from base 250 to 1653 and encodes 467 amino acids. Gene Ontology annotation, molecular function: protein binding. Gene Ontology annotation, cellular component: U5 snRNP. The transcript has a single exon. Lineage: Eukaryota; Fungi; Ascomycota; Sordariomycetes; Hypocreales; Nectriaceae.
CAGGCCUGGAAGCUAAUAAGUCGCCUCAGGGGAUGAGUCCCUAGGCUACAGAGGGUGACCGCCUAAAAAAAGGGUUGGUCCAACCAGCGCAGCGCAUUUACCCACAGUUGACGUCCAAGCUCCUCGAGGCAAACCUAGCUCCGUCACGAAAUCCAAAUGCGCUGGUGAAUCAAAGCAUCAACAUCGACGAGAAUUCGACUCACCCAAAGGAAACCGAGAUCUACAAUCUCACAGAGCUCCACGCAGAACAUGGCUUCACGGCACUCUGCGGCGCGGCCCAAGCGAGCCGGAGAGAACUUUGCGCGCACCCAUCACAACGACGACGAGAUGACCGACCUCAAGCGGGCCAAGUUCGACGUCCGCAACCCCUCGAUCUUGGCCCCCGAUGCUCGAGAAGACGACGCGAUUCUCGAUGCCGAUGUCAUUGGCGGUACCGGCGCUACGAAGCGAGGUGCUGUGAACCUCGACGGCUACGACAGUGAUUCAGACAAUGAGAACAUCAAUGCUCGCGCUCAGGGUCGUAAGAAGGGCAACGUGAACAUUAUGGAUCAACUGGACAACUACAACGCCAACAAUGUCUCCUCUGGAAAAGCGGCUGGUGGCGAUGAUAAUGACGACGACGACGACAUGUUUGCGGUGGAUGACGAUGAUGAGGGAGGCAAGGCAGCCUCUGAGAAUGGCGACUUUGAUAAGUCUGGCCGCAAAAAGAAGGAUGUGCGCUUCCUCGAUGUCGAGGAUAUUGACGGUCAAGAUCUCGGCAGCAAAACCGGAGGCCAAAUCCGACUAGACGAACUGGGCAGCAGUGACGACGAGGUGGGUGUUGACCUCGCGCUCCAAGAGGAGGGUUUGGAUGAAGAGGUUGGCGCAGGUGGACUCAAGAGGAAUGCCCCUAAGGUGGAAGCCUUCAAUUUGAAGGCAGAAAUGGAGGAAGGCCAAUUUGAUCAGCAAGGCAACUACGUGCGCAAGGCAGGAGAUCCCGAUGCGGUUCACGACAGCUGGUUGGAGGGACUCAGCAAAAAGGAGAUGAAGAAGGCGGCAGAUGCGCACGCAAAACGUGAGGCAGAGGCACGGAAGCAACGCAUGCAAGACGACGAAGUCUUGGUGUCGGAGCUUCUCAAGACGCUAAUACUCCGCUUGGAGAGGACCGAGACACCUCUCGAGGCGCUGGCCCGGCUUGGCAAGAGCCAACCCAAAACCAAGAAGAUCCCUAAGUGGAAGCUCAAGAAGAUGAACAAGGGUGCCGAGGGAAUGGAGGUGGAUGGCGAAAGCAGCCAGACUCCGGAACAGGCACGGGUAAAGGAAUCGAUCGACGCCAUCACAGAAGCCGCCGACAAACUGCUCAGCCGGGACUACGAAGACAUUUACGAUCAAGAACGGGAACUGCUUGUCCGGGAAUAUCGCAAAGAGACCGGGGAGGAAUGGGUCGAACCGGAAACAGUGCAUGCGGAUGCCGACCAGAUUGCGGUGAAGCCGGGAACUAUGUGGGAGUUCCGGUGGACAGACGGGCGUGACGAGGGCGCCAAGCAGGGACCGUUUGAUGGGGCGGCGAUGAAGGCCUGGCAGGAAGCCGGGUAUUUUGCAGAGGGGUCGGUCGAGUUCCGAGCUGUGGAGGAGGGACGGGAGUGGACGCCGCGGGCUGGGGCCUUUGUGUGAGCACACGAGACCAGCCAACGGAGAAGCAAUGGUGCGGGCGGUGGAGGGAUUGGCCGGGUUUGGUCGUGAGACGGCCGGAAACGGUGUAACGGUGUUCUAACAAUGUCUGGCUGUGGCCCUGGAGCAUGGGUGCUCGGCCAACCAGUGUAUGUGUACAUGGACGGCCAGAAGGCAAGUGGCUGAAGCAGGACAAGCUGGAGACGCGAC